CCGCUGUGCCCACGGCUCCGGGGCGCCGCCGGCCGCGGGCUCCUGGACUGGGACGCAGUGCAAGGAGGGAGCGCGACGGCCCCGAGUCUCCCUGAGCCAUGGGCAACGAGGCGAGCUUGGAAGGGGAAGGGCUCCCCGAAGGGCUGGCGGGGGCGGCGGCGGCGGCGGCGGCGGCCGCCGGAGGAGAGGCUGGCGGGGCGGGGAGCCCCUUGCACACCGUGAUCCCGGCCGGCAUGGAGGCGGAUCUGAGCCAGCUGAGCGAAGAGGAGAGGAGACAGAUCGCCGCUGUCAUGUCAAGGGCGCAGGGGCUACCCAAGGGAAGCGUUCCCCCGGCCGCUGCGGAGUCGCCUUCCAUGCACAGGAAACAAGAGUUGGAUAGCAGCCAUCCUCCAAAGCAACCAGGGAAACCACCAGACCCUGGGCGUCCAGCUCAGCCUGGUCUCAGUAAAAGUAGAACUACAGACACUUUGAGGUCAGAGCAGAAAUUGCCUGGAAGGAGUCCUUCUACUAUUAGCUUAAAAGAAUCAAAGUCCAGAACUGAAUUUAAGGAAGAGCACAAGACUAGUAUGAUGCCUGGAUUCCUGUCUGAUGUUAAUCCUUUAAGUGCUGUCUCUUCUGUUGUAAAUAAAUUCAACCCUUUUGAUUUGAUAUCAGACUCUGAGGCAUCCCAGGAUGAAACUAUCAAGAAACAAAAAGUAGCUCAGAAGGAACAGGGAAAACCUGAAGGAAUCACAAAACCACCAUCACAACCACAGUCCCCCAAGCCAGUUCAUAAGCAUGAAGGACCUGUUAGGGAGCCACUUGAGCGGGGUGGUUCACCCAAAUCAAUAUCUUCUCAGCAACCAGAAAAAAUUAAAUCACAACCUUCAGGUACAGGAAAGCCAAUUCAGGGGCCUGCCCAGACUCCUCAGACAGACCAAACAAAGUUGCCACUUCAACGAGAUCCAUCCAGGCCUCAGACUAAGCAGUCUGACAUAGUCAGAGGAGAACCAGUUAAACCCUCACCACAAAGCCCAUCCAAAUCAUCUAUUCAGCAGGCAAGUCCUGGAAAAACUCCAGCUCAGCAGCCUGGACCAGAAAAACCACAGACUGGGCCUUCAAAGGCCCCAGCUCAGCAACCAGGGCUAGCAAAGCCCCUAACUCAACAGCCAGGGACAGUGAAGGCCCCAGCCCAACUACCAGGGACAACGAAGCCUCCUGCUCAGCCUCUUGGGACUGCAAAGCCUUCAGCUCAGCAGGCUGGGUCAGAUAAGCCUUCAUCUCAGCAGCCUGGGCCAAAGUCUGUAGCUCAGCCUCCUGGGCUUGGGAAGACUUCAGCUCAGCAGCCCGGGCCUGGAAAGUCUGCAGCACAGCAGCUGGGAUCACCAAAACCUCCAGCUCAACCUGAACCACUAUCUACAUCAAAGACACCUGGGACUACAAAGGCUCCAGCUCAGCAAGCUGGGCCCACAAAGUCUCUGGCUCAGCAGCCUGGACCAGGAAAGACUCCAGCUCAACAGCCAGGACCAGGAAAACCUCCUGCUCAGCAGUCUGGCCCAACAAAGAUGUCUUCUCAACAAUCUAGCCCAGCAAAGCCCCCUCUUCAGCAGCCUAGCCCAGCAAAGCCCUCAGCUCAGCAGGCUGCAAAACCAGUCAGCCAAAUAGGAACCGGGAAACCUCUGCAGCCAGCAACAUCUUCUCCAUCUGCAGCACAGACUCCAGUACAAGGCCUCCCUAAAACCAUCUGUCCUCUUUGCAAUACCACUGAACUUCUGUUGCAUGUUCCAGAAAAGGCCAAUUUUAAUACAUGCACUGAGUGUCAAACCACCGUCUGUAGCCUCUGUGGUUUUAAUCCCAAUCCUCAUUUAACUGAGAUCAAAGAAUGGCUCUGUUUGAACUGUCAGAUGCAAAGAGCUCUAGGAGGUGAUCUGGCUCCAGUUCCAUCAUCACCCCAGCCCAAACCGAAGACUGCUUCUGCUAUUCCUACAUCAGCAGUGAGUAAAUCUUCCCAACAGGCACAGCAGAGUUCCCCAAAGAAGGAUACUUCACUCAAACAGGAUCUCUCUAAAGCACCUGAGUCUAAAAAGCCACCACCACUAGUGAAACAACCAACUCUUCAUGGUUCUCCCACACACACAGCCAAGCAGCCUCCUGUGGCAGAAUCCUCACCCAAGCCAGCUCCUCCCAAAGAGCCUUCUGUCCCAUCUGAGCAGGCCAAGCCCCCUGUUGCUGAUGAGAAACCAAAGCAGCCCAAGACAGUAAAGCCACCUACAGACACUGUAUCUUCAUCAUCAGCAACAAAACCUGACAUUCCGAGCCCCAAGGUACAAUCACAGGUUCAAGACAAAACAACCCCUCCUCUAAAAACAGACUCUGCCAAACCCUCACAAAGUUUCCCACCAACAGGAGAAAAAGUCACCCCAUUUGAUUCUAAAGCCAUACCCCGACCUGCAUCAGACUCAAAAAUUAUUUCACAACCUGAACCCAGUUCAGAGAGCAAAGUGCAAAAACAAGUUGAUCCAAUUCAAAAAAAGGAAGAACCUAAGAAAGCACAAUCCAAAAUGAGCCCUAAACCAGAUGCCAAGCCAAUGCCAAAAGGGUCACCAACACCCCCUGGCCCACGACUUACCAGUGGCCAAACUGCCCCCGCAUCUCAACAGCCCACGAAGCCUCAGGAGCAGUCCAGACGUUUCAGUCUGAACCUGGGAAGUAUUACUGAUGCCCCUAAGUCACAGCCUACAACUCCUCAAGAAACAGUGACUGGGAAACUCUUUGGGUUUGGAGCAUCUAUCUUCAGCCAGGCAUCAAAUUUAAUCUCUACAGCAGGGCAGCCUGGACCACAUUCUCAAAGUGGGCCAGGGGCCUCAACAAAACAAGCCCCUCUGCCUUCACAGCCACCUGCUUCUCAGGGGCCACCUAAAUCCACAGGUCAGGGUCCAUCAGCAGCACCUGCAAAGGUUAUGCCUAUGAAAAAAGAAACAAAAGCUCCAGUAACUGAAAAAUUAGAGCCCAAAGUUGAGCAAGCUCCAACAGUAAAAAGAACCGAAGCAGAAAUGAAGGUCCCACCUGUUAAGGAUAGCAAACCUUUAGCAGCUGAGCCUCAAAAGACUGACCUUCCUCUCAAACCAGAGAAAACUCCUAAACUAGAAUUAACCUGUCCUCUCUGCAAGACUGAACUCAACAUAGGUUCUCAGGAUCCUCCUAACUUCAAUACUUGCACUGAAUGCAAGAAGCAAGUGUGUAAUCUCUGUGGAUUUAACCCUACACCACAUUUGACUGAGAUUCAAGAAUGGCUUUGUUUAAAUUGCCAAACCCAGAGAGCAAUGUCAGGACAACUUGGAGACAUGGGCAAAAUGCUACCUGCACCAUCAGGGCCCAAAGCACCCCCUAUGCCUGUUCCUACAGAACCAACAUCUCAGAAAACAACAAUGCCUGCCCAGGUAAAAGUGAUAAAGAAGGAACAAGAAAUAAAAGCAGACGCUGAAAAAGCCAUUCCAGAAAAAGGAAAAGAAACACCUUCAACUGAGAAAAUUCCCCGCAAGGUAACUACAGAUCAAAAACAAGAAGAGAAAAAACUAGAAAAAGAAAAAUCUUCAUCCCUUCCAGAAAAAAAGCCACCUCCCAAGGAAGAGAAACCACUCCCACCACCCAAAGAAAAGAAGCCACUCCCAGAAGAAAAAAAAGUGGCCUUUGAAGAGAAAGAGCCACCACCUGAAAUAAAAAAGCUACCCCCAGAAGAUAAAAAGCAAGUCCCAGAAGAAAAGAAGACAACCCCUGAAGAUAAAAAGUUACCCCCACUAGCAAAAACAUCAGUCCUAGAAGAGGAACAGAAACAUGACUUACUUAAAACUCAAGUACAAAUUGCUCACGAAGAGCCUGAAGGCAGAGUGGCUCCUGAGGCAAUACAAGAGGAGAAACAAGCAGAGACCCUGGUAGAAAAGUUACCAUCUGACUUGCCUCAGAGUUUGCCUAAGGAAGAUGACAAAACCACCACAAAAAUAAAAGAACAGCCACAGGCAGCAAGCAUAGCAAAAUUGGAUCAGAUGGAAACUGGAAAAGAAAAAACAGAAAAGGAAGAUGACAAAUCAGACACCUCAAGCUCUCAGCAGCCUAAAAGUCCACAAGGUCUGAGCGACACAGGAUAUUCUUCUGAUGGGAUAUCAGGUUCACUUGGUGAAAUUCCAAGUCUUAUUCCAAGCGAUGAAAAGGACUUGCUCAAGGGACUCAAAAAGGACACUUUUUCACAAGAAAGCAGCCCUUCUAGUCCAUCUGAUUUGGCUAAGUUAGAAAGUACAGUCCUGUCCAUUUUGGAAGCUCAGGCAAGUACAUUUGUUGAUGAAAAGCCAGAAAAGAAAACACAGCCCCAUGGGAUUUCCCCUGAGCAGCCUAAGGACCAACAGAAAACCCAUGUUUUAUCUGAAACACUGGAAAGUACUAUUUCAGAGAUAGAGCUAAAAGUAAGUCCGGAAGAACAGAAAGACAUUUCUAAAAAAGAUAGCCAACCAAGCCUUUCUUCUAGUAAGGACCAUAAAGAAAAGUCUGAGUUUGUUGAUGACAUAGCUACAAGAAGACAACCUUACGAUUCAGUCGAAGACAGUAGCGAAAGUGAAAACUCACCGGUUCCACAAAGAAAACGGAGAACCAGCGUUGGUUCUUCAAGCAGCGAUGAGUAUAAACACGAGGACAGUCAAGGAUCAGGGGAAGAAGAGGACUUUAUUAGAAAACAAAUCAUAGAAAUGAGUGCUGAUGAAGAUGCUUCAGGUUCCGAAGAUGAUGAGUUCAUUAGGAGCCAGCUCAAAGAGAUCAGCAGUAGUACAGAGAGCCAGAAGAAGGAAGAAACAAAAGGGAGGGGGAAAGCGACACCAGGAAAACACAGACGACUGACUCGNAAGAGCAGUGCCAGCUUCGAUGACGAGGCCGGGCGACGUCACUCAUGGCACGAUGAAGACGAUGAGACAUUUGAUGAAAGUCCUGAACUGAAGUACAGAGAAACUAAAAGUCAAGAGAGUGAAGAGCUUGUAGUUGCUGGAGGAGGAGGGCUACGUCGAUUUAAAACAAUUGAACUCAACAGCACAAUAGCAGAUAAAUACGCUGCAGACUCCACGCCGAAAAAAACAGCUUUGUAUUUUGAUGAAGAGCCAGAAUUAGAAAUGGAAAGUCUGACAGACUCACCAGAAGAUCGGUCCAGAGGCGAGGGAUCUUCCAGUCUUCAUGCUUCCAGUUUCACUCCUGGUACAUCCCCUACCUCCGUGUCGUCACUUGAUGAGGACAGUGACAGCAGCCCGAGUCACAAAAAAGGAGAAAGCAAACAGCAACGCAAAGCUCGGCACCGAUCACAUGGCCCUCUCUUGCCUACUAUUGAAGAUUCUUCAGAGGAGGAGGAAUUGAGAGAGGAAGAGGAACUAUUAAAGGAGCAAGAAAAGCAGCGGGAAUUAGAACAGCAACAAAGGAAGAGUUCUAGUAAAAAAUCAAAGAAAGACAAAGAUGAACUUCGAGCUCAGAGAAGAAGGGAGAGACCAAAGACACCACCCAGUAAUCUCUCCCCCAUUGAAGAUGCAUCCCCAACAGAAGAAUUACGUCAGGCUGCCGAAAUGGAGGAGCUCCAGAGAUCUUCUUGUUCUGAAUAUUCACCUAGCAUAGAAUCCGACCCAGAAGGUUUUGAAAUAAGCCCAGAAAAAAUAAUAGAAGUACAAAAAGUUUAUAAAUUGCCCACAGCUGUGUCUUUAUACUCGCCGACAGAUGAGCAAUCUAUUAUGCAGAAAGAAGGUGGUCAAAAGGCACUGAAAAGUGCUGAGGAGAUGUAUGAAGAAAUGAUGCAUAAAACCCAAAAAUAUAAAGCUUUUCCAGGUGCGAAUGAACGAGAUGAUGUAUUUGAAAAAGAGCCUUUGUAUGGCGGAAUGUUAAUAGAAGAUUAUAUUUAUGAAUCCUUAGUGGAGGAUACAUACAAUGGAUCGGUAGAUGGCAGUCUGCUAACAAGGCAAGAAGAAGAAAAUGGAUUUCUGCAGCAGAGAGGAAAAGAGCAAAAACUAAGACUUACAGAACAGAUUUAUGAAGAUCCUAUGCAGAAAAUCACAGACCUCCAGAAAGAGUUUUAUGAGUUAGAAAGCUUACAUUCUGUUGUGCCUCAAGAGGACAUUGUUUCAAGCUCUUACAUUAUUCCAGAAAGCCAUGAGAUAGUGGAUCUGGGCACAAUGGUAACGUCCUCCAGUGAAGAAAAAAAAUUAUUAGAUGCCGAUGCUGCCUAUGAAGAACUCAUGAAAAGGCAACAGAUGCAGUUAACUCCUGGAUCCAGCCCUACCCAGCACCCCAUCGGUGAUGAUCUGACCGAGUCCACUCUGGACUUUGACAGGGCACCUGAUGCCUCUUUGACAUCAAGCGUGCUGUCAGGAGCAUCUCUUACAGAUUCUACCAGCAGUGCAACACUUUCUAUCCCAGACGUUAAAAUAACCCAACACUUUUCAACAGAGGAGAUUGAGGACGAAUAUGUAACUGAUUAUACAAGAGAAAUUCAAGAGAUAAUUGCCCAUGAGUCACUGAUUUUGACUUACUCAGAGCCUUCAGAAAGUGCUACAUCUGUCCCACCCUCUGACACACCUUCUCUCACAUCAUCUGUUUCUUCAGUUUGUACCACAGAUAGCUCCUCACCCAUUACUGCCCUGGAUAGCAUAGCCACCGUUUAUACAGAACCCCUGGACGUAAUCACUAAAUUUGAAGAUUCUGAGGAAAUUUCUUCAUCAACUUAUUUUCCAGGCAGCAUUAUUGACUAUCCAGAAGAAAUAAGUAUAUCUUUAGAUCAGACAACCGCACCAGAAGGUAGAACUAGUGCCGAUCAUGUUGUGAUUUCCUUAUCUGAUAUAGCACCUUCUAUGAUAGAAUCUGUAGAAACUAAGCCUGAGGAGGCAAUUGCUGACACUAUUUCCACUGACUUAUCUAUAUCUGAAAAAGAUGCAAUGAAGAAAGUCAAGAAGGAAACUGAGAAUGGAAUUAUUCUGGAAGUUUUGGAAGCUUAUAAAGACAAAAUGGAGGUGUCUGAGGCUGAACGGACAAAGCAAAGCUUAUCUGAAACUGUAUUUGAUCAACCACCUUCUUCUGAAAUGGCUCCCCCAAUGAAGGAGCCGCUUUCAACUACAUACUUCAUAUCCAGAGAGAUCUUUCCUCAGGAAAAACCUGCAUCUCACUUACCCUCUGGCAGUCCUUCUGUUUCCUCUCUGCCAAUUAAAACUCGUCCAUUCCUUCGAAGUUCUUCUUUGGACAUAUCAGCCCAGCCUCCUCCNCCUCCGCCCCCUCCUCCUCCCCCACCUCCUCCUCCUCCUCCCCCGCCACCUCCACCCUUACCUCCAUCAACUUCACCGAAGCCAUCUAUUCAUCCUAAAAAAAAGUUAACAGUUGCAGCUCCAGUGACUCUACCUAGUACAGCUGCACCUCCAGUUGAUGCUGUUACUACUGUAGAGACCACUGCUAUUCCUAGGAGUAACGGGUUACCUGUAACAAAAAUAUGUGCCACUGCACCUCCUCCCGUUCCUCCUAAGCCAUCUUCAAUUCCAACUGGACUCGUAUUUACACAUAGGCCUGAGCCAAGCAAACCUCCAAUUGCCCCUAAACCAGCAGUUCCUCAGCUUCCGGUAACUACACAAAAACCAACAGAUACACACCCCAAACCAAUAGGUCUACCCCUAACUUCAAGUAUGACCUUAAAUUUAGUGACUUCAGCAGAAUAUAAAUUGCCUUCCCCUACAUCUCCCCUUUCUCCACAUUCUAACAAGUCCUCACCAAGAUUUUCCAAAUCCCUCAUGGAAACCUACGUAGUUAUUACAUUGCCAUCUGAACCUGGGACUCCCACAGACUCUUCAGCUAGUCAAACAAUUACCAGUUGGCCCCUGGGAUCACCCCCCAAAGAUCUGGUUUCCAUUGAACCAGUGUUUUCUUUAGUUCCUCCUAUUACAGCUGCAGAAAUUUCAAGUUCUUCAGAACAGACCCUGCACAUCUCAGGAGCAUUGGAGACAUUGUCUACUGCCCCCAUUGCAACACUGUCUUCAUUUCAAGCAAUUCCAACCUCAGUUACACAUUUUCUCACCAGCGAAGUUUCCAAGGCUGAGGUUUCAGCAGCCAGAAGUGCAGCCCCUAGUGUUGGUCUCGGCAGUGUUUCUAUAUCAAUUCCUCCAGAGCCUCUUGCUCUAGAUAACUUACAUUUAGAGAAGCAUCAAUACAGGGAAAAUGGUAAGGUGCAACUUGUUGGUGAUGUCAUUGAUUUGCGUACAGUACCCAAAGUACAAGUUAAAGCAACUGAAAGAUGUAUGGAUCUUUCUGCUUCCACAAUGGAUAUGAAAAGGCAGACUACAUCAAAUGAAGCUUAUGGGAGACAAAUUAGUGCUGUUCAACCCUCUAUUAUAAAUCUCAGCACAACUUCAUCAGCAGUGCCUGCAAUAUCCCUGGACACUAAGACAGUGACCGUUGUCACGUGCACUGCUAGUGUAAGUUACACUACAAGCACAGAAAGUCUGUUGAGCAAAGAACAUGCAAUGACAACACCACUCCAGCUUACUACAUCAAAGCAUGCUGAGCCCCCAUAUAGGAUGCCAAGUAGCCAGGCCUUCCAUACAGUUAGAGAGGAAGCACCAAUAAACUUAUCUCUAGGUACUUCAGCUCAUGCAGUGACACUAGCUGUUACAAAACCUGUCACCGUUCCACCUGUUGGUGUCACAAAUGGAUGGACAGAUAGCACGACAACCCUGGGGAUCACUGAUGGGGAAGUAGUGGAUCUCAGUACAACAAAGUCUCAUAGAACUGUUAUAACAAUGGAUGAUUCGACUUCAGGUGUGGUGACCAAAAUAAUAGAAGAUGAUGAAAAACCUGUUGAUUUGACUGCAGGAAGAAGAGCUGUGUGUUGUGAUGUGGUUUAUAAGUUACCUUUCGGGAGGAGCUGCACAGCACAGCAGCCUGCAACCACUCUUCCCGAGGAUCGUUUUGGUUAUAGGGAUGACCACUACCAAUAUGAUCGAUCAGGGCCAUAUGGUUAUAGAGGGAUUGGAGGAAUGAAACCUUCUAUGUCUGAUACUAAUUUAGCAGAAGCUGGACACUUUUUCUAUAAAAGUAAAAACGCUUUUGAUUAUUCUGGAGGAACUGAUGCAGCAGUAGAUCUAACUUCAGGGAGAAUUACUGCAGGUGAGGUAAUGGAUUAUUCAAGCAAGACUACAGGUCCAUAUCCAGAAACACGACAAGUCAUUUCAGGAGUUGGGAUUAGUACCCCGCAGUAUUCCACAGCAAGAAUGACUCCACCUCCAGGAUCCCAGUAUGGUGUGGGGAGUGUUUUGAGGUCAUCUAAUGGUGUUGUCUAUUCAUCAGUAGCAACUCCAGUACCUUCCACAUUUGCUAUCACCACACAGCCUGGCUCCAUUUUCAGCACCACUGUGAGGGAUUUGUCUGGGAUUCAUACAACUGAUGCAGUGACUUCAUUAUCUGGCCUGCAGCAGAGUCAGCCAAUGCCUAGAUCAUAUUUCAUAACAACAGGUGCAUCUGAAACAGACAUUGCAGUCACCAGUAUUGACAUCAAUGCCAGUUUGCAAACUAUUACAGUGGAAACUCUUACUGCUGAGACAAUAGACUCUGUUCCCACUUUAACCACAGCAUCUGAAGUAUUUUCUGAAGUGGUGGGAGAUGAAAGUGCUCUUUUAAUUGUCCCCGAAGAAGAUAAACAACAACAGCAGCUUGAUUUGGAGCGUGAGCUCUUGGAACUGGAGAAAAUUAAGCAGCAACGCUUUGCUGAGGAAUUGGAGUGGGAACGUCAGGAAAUUCAAAGAUUCCGAGAACAAGAAAAGAUCAUGGUUCAAAAGAAGCUGGAGGAGCUGCAGUCUAUGAAGCAGCACCUUCUCUAUCAGCAAGAAGAAGAGCGGCAGGCCCAGUUCAUGAUGAGGCAGGAGACAUUAGCUCAGCAGCAGUUACAGCUUGAGCAGAUUCAACAGCUGCAACAACAACUUCACCAGCAGCUGGAGGAACAAAAGAUUCGCCAGAUCUACCAGUAUAACUAUGACCCCUCUGGAACUGCUUCUCCACAGACUACUACAGACCAAGCGAUUUUGGAAGGUCAGUAUGCUGCCCCAGAAGGCAGUCAGUUUUGGGCCUCUGAAGAUGCAACCACCACAGCUUCAGCUGUUGUGGCAAUUGAAAUACCACAGAGCCAAGGAUGGUACACAGUUCAGUCCGACGGUGUUACUCAAUACAUCGCCCCACCUGGCAUCCUGAGCACUGUUUCAGAAAUACCGCUGACAGAUGUUGUUGUAAAGGAAGAAAAACAACCCAAAAAGAGAAGUUCUGGAGCUAAAGUUCGUGGACAGUAUGAUGAGAUAGGGGAAAAUAUGGCAGAUGAUCCCCGAUGUUUUAAAAAAAUAGUGGACAGUGGUGUACAAACUGAUGAUGAAGAUGCUGCAGACCGUAGUUAUGCUAAUAGGAGAAGGAGAACUAAAAAGAGUGUUGAUACCAGUGUCCAAACUGAUGAUGAAGACCAAGAUGAAUGGGAUAUGCCUACCAGGUCAAGGAGAAAAACUCGUGUAGGAAAAUAUGGUGACAGCACAACAGAAGCUGACAAGACCAAAGCCCCUUCUAAAGUGUCCAGCAUAGCAGUGCAAACAGUAGCAGAGAUAUCUGUGCAAACUGAGCCAGUCGGAACCAUAAGAACACCUUCAAUACGAGCACGAGUGGAUGCCAAGGUAGAAAUAAUUAAACACAUUUCAGCACCCGAAAAGACUUACAAAGGGGGCAGUUUAGGAUGUCAAACAGAAACAGAUUCAGACACACAAAGUCCUCAAUACCUGAGUGCCACAUCUCCAUCCAAAGACAAGAAACGCCCAACACCUUUAGAGAUUGGUUAUUCAUCUCACCUUCGGGCAGAUUCCACACUACAGCUGGCUCCUUCCCCACCCAAAUCUCCAAAAGUCCUUUAUUCACCCAUCUCACCACUUUCACCAGGCAAAGCCUUAGAAUCAGCCUUUGUACCUUAUGAAAAACCCCUCCCUGAUGAUAUAAGUCCACAGAAAGUACUGCAUCCAGAUAUGGCUAAAGUUCCCCCGGCAAGUCCUAAGACAGCCAAGAUGAUGCAGCGUUCUAUGUCUGACCCCAAGCCUCUGAGUCCAACAGCAGACGAAAGUUCCAGGGCUCCUUAUCAGUAUACCGAGGGCUUCACGACAAAAGGUUCUCAAACCAUGACACCAUCUGGCACUCAGAAAAAAGUCAAAAGAACUCUGCCAAAUCCACCUCCUGAGGAGACUUCUCCAGGAACUCAGUCAACCUACAGCACAAUGGGCACAGUUUCCCGGAGAAGAAUCUGCAGAACUAACACAAUGGCACGAGCUAAGAUUCUCCAGGACAUAGACAGGGAGCUUGACCUAGUGGAAAGGGAAUCUGCAAAACUUAGAAAGAAACAAGCAGAACUUGAUGAAGAAGAAAAGGAGAUUGAUGCCAAGCUGCGCUAUCUGGAAAUGGGAAUUAACAGGAGAAAAGAGGCAUUAUUAAAGGAGAGAGAAAAGAGAGAGCGAGCCUACCUGCAGGGAGUUGCUGAGGAUCGUGAUUACAUGUCUGACAGCGAAGUGAGCAGCACCAGACCAACCCGAAUAGAAAGUCAGCAUGGCAUUGAACGACCCAGAACUGCUCCCCAAACUGAAUUCAGUCAGUUUAUACCACCCCAAACUCAAACAGAAUCUCAAUUAGUUCCUCCUACAAGUCCUUACACACAGUAUCAGUACUCUUCCCCUGCCCUUCCUACCCAAGCACCCACACCAUACACCCAACAAUCCCAUUUUCAGCAACAAACUUUGUACCAUCAGCAAGUGUCACCUUACCAGACUCAGCCAACAUUCCAAGCUGUAGCCACAAUGUCUUUCACCCCUCAAGCUCAACCUACACCAGCCCCACAACCUUCAUAUCAGUUGCCAUCACAGAUGAUGGUGAUCCAACAGAAGCCGCGGCAAACUACAUUGUACCUGGAGCCCAAGAUAACUUCAAACUAUGAAGUAAUUCGCAACCAACCCCUGAUGAUAGCACCUGUCUCUACUGACAGCACAUACGCUGUUUCUCAUCUUGGUAGUAAGUACAAUAGUUUAGACUUGAGAAUAGGCUUGGAGGAAAGAAGUAGCAUGGCAAGUAGUCCAAUAUCAAGCAUAUCUGCAGAUUCUUUCUAUGCAGACAUUGACCAACAUACUUCACGAAAUUAUGUCCUAAUUGAUGAUAUUGGAGAGAUUACCAAAGGCACAGCAGCAUUAAGCACCGCCUUCAGCCUUCAUGAAAAAGAUCUGUCAAAAACGGACCGUCUCCUUCGAACAACUGAGACCCGUAGAUCUCAAGAAGUGACAGAUUUCCUAGCACCUUUACAGACUUCCUCCAGAUUGCACAGUUACGUGAAAGCAGAGGAAGACCCAAUGGAGGAUCCUUAUGAGUUAAAACUGUUGAAACAUCAGAUUAAGCAGGAAUUUCGUAGAGGGACGGAGAGUUUAGAUCACCUUUCUGGUCUUUCACACUAUUACCAUGCUGAUACUAGUUAUAGACAUUUUCCAAAAUCUGAAAAAUAUAGCAUUAGUAGACUUACACUUGAAAAACAAGCAGCAAAACAAUUACCAGCAGCCAUACUUUAUCAAAAGCAGUCAAAACAUAAGAAAUCACUAAUUGACCCUAAGAUGUCAAAAUUUUCACCUAUUCAAGAAAGUAGAGAUCUUGAACCUGAUUAUUCAAGCUACAUGACUUCAAGCACUUCAUCUAUUGGUGGCAUAUCUUCUAGGGCAAGGCUUCUUCAAGAUGAUAUUACUUUUGGCCUCAGAAAAAAUAUUACAGACCAACAAAAAUUUAUGGGAUCAUCUCUUAGCACAGGACUGGGCACAUUAGGAAAUACUUUACGGUCCGCUCUACAGGAUGAAGCAGAUAAGCCAUACAGUAGUGGCAGCAGGUCCAGGCCUUCCUCCAGACCUUCCUCUGUCUAUGGGCUUGAUUUAUCAAUUAAAAGGGAUUCUUCCAGCUCUUCUCUAAGAUUGAAAGCUCAAGAAGCUGAAGCUCUAGAUGUUUCCUUUGGUCAUGCAUCAUCCUCUGCCAGAACUAAGCCUACAAGUUUGCCAAUAAGCCAGAGUAGAGGAAGAAUACCAAUUGUGGCUCAGAAUUCUGAAGAAGAAAGUCCACUCAGUCCUGUUGGCCAGCCAAUGGGAAUGGCUAGAGCUGCAGCUGGAACCCUGCCGCCAAUAUCUGCUGACACCAGGGAUCAGUUUGGAUCAAGUCACUCAUUGCCUGAAGUUCAGCAACAUAUGAGAGAAGAAUCACGGACUAGAGGCUACGACCGUGACAUAGCAUUCAUCAUGGAUGACUUCCAACACGCCAUGUCAGACAGUGAAGCCUAUCACCUGCGUCGUGAGGAAACAGAUUGGUUUGAUAAACCUAGAGAGUCUCGUUUGGAAAAUGGACAUGGUUUGGACCGAAAACUGCCAGAAAGAUUGGUCCACUCCAGACCACUUAGUCAACAUCAAGAGCAAGUUAUACAGAUGAAUGGGAAGACUGUGCACUACAUCUUUCCUCAUUCAAGGAUAAAAAUAACGAGAGACUCUAAGGAUCACACAGUUUCAGGUAAUGGAUUAGGAAUUAGAAUUGUGGGUGGUAAAGAAAUCCCUGGGCAUAAUGGAGAAAUUGGAGCCUAUAUUGCGAAGAUUCUUCCUGGAGGAAGUGCAGAACAGACAGGGAAACUUAUAGAAGGGAUGCAAGUAUUGGAAUGGAAUGGAAUUCCCUUAACUUCUAAAACAUAUGAAGAAGUGCAGAGUAUCAUUAGUCAGCAAAGUGGGGAAGCAGAAAUAUGUGUAAGACUGGACCUCAAUAUGCUAUCAGACUCCGAAAAUCCCCAGCACCUAGAACUCCAUGAACCACCAAAAGCUGUGGAUAAAGCAAAAUCCCCAGGGGUGGAUCCUAAGCAGCUGGCAGCGGAGCUCCAGAAGGUCUCGCUGCAGCAGUCACCACUGGUUCUGUCAUCAGUGGUAGAAAAAGGAUCCCAUGCUCAUUCAGGUCCAGCAUCAGCAGGAUCCAGUUCAGUUCCCAGCCCUGGGCAGCCAGGGUCACCCUCGGUGAGCAAGAAGAAGCACAGCAGCAGCAAGCCUACUGAUGCAACAAAAGUUGUGUCUCAUCCAAUUACGGGGGAAAUUCAGCUUCAAAUCAACUAUGAUCUUGGAAAUCUCAUAAUACAUAUUCUCCAAGCAAGAAACCUUGUCCCUCGAGACAACAAUGGUUAUUCUGACCCUUUUGUUAAAGUGUACCUUCUUCCAGGGCGAGGUCAAGUCAUGGUUGUCCAGAAUGCAAGUGCUGAGUACAAGAGGAGGACUAAAUAUGUUCAGAAAAGUCUUAAUCCUGAGUGGAAUCAAACAGUAAUUUAUAAAAGUAUUUCUAUGGAACAGCUCAAGAAGAAAACACUGGAGGUGACAGUUUGGGAUUAUGAUAGAUUUUCUUCUAAUGACUUCCUUGGGGAGGUAUUGAUUGACUUAUCUAGCACAUCUCACCUAGAUAACACGCCUAGGUGGUAUCCUCUCAAAGAACAGACUGAAAGCAUUGAUCAUGGCAAGUCCCAUUCCAGUCAGAGCAGCCAGCAGUCCCCAAAGCCAUCUGUCAUCAAAAGUAGAAGUCAUGGUAUCUUCCCUGACCCAUCCAAGGACAUGCAGGUUCCCACCAUUGAGAAAUCCCAUAGUAGUCCUGGUAGCUCAAAGUCAUCAUCGGAAGGCCAUCUCCGCUCUCAUGGACCAUCUCGCAGUCAAAGCAAAACCAGCGUCACUCAGACCCAUCUGGAAGACGCAGGGGCUGCCAUAGCUGCAGCCGAAGCCGCUGUGCAACAACUCCGCAUUCAACCAACAGCACAUAAAAGCGGUCAGUCCAAUCAUGCCAGGAAGCAGCACAGACACAGCAUAGCAGGAGUCCUCCCCAUUCAAAGAACUCAGUCUGAUAAUCUGCCUCCACCAGCCAAUGGCAACCAAGACCAAAGCCAGCUAGCCCUCAGGAAGGUGAUGUCUGAUGGACCAGUCAAGCCAGAAGGAGCAAAGCCUACCAAUCACCGGCCUGCAGAAAGCUCUGUGUCCACCGGCUCCUCGGGCAGCAGCUUUGGCAGUGGGUAUAGCGUGGACAGUGAAGGAAGCAGCAGCACUGCAGGGGAGACUAAUCUAUUUCCUAUUCCAAGGAUAGGGAAGAUGGGACAGAAUGGUCAAGAACCUGUAAAACAGCCAGGAAUCGGAGUAGGACUGGCAGACACUGAAGUUAAAACUCAGGUGAUGGGGGAAAUCAAGAUUGCACUGAAGAAGGAAAUGAAGACAGAUGGUGAACAACUAAUAGUUGAAAUUCUUCAAUGCAGAAAUAUCACCUACAAAUUUAAGUCUCCUGAUCAUUUGCCAGAUUUAUAUGUGAAAAUAUAUGUGAUGAACAUAGCUACCCAAAAAAAGGUGAUUAAGAAAAAAACAAGAGUAUGCAGACAUGAUAGAGAACCUUCUUUCAAUGAAACUUUUAGAUUCAGCCUAAGUCCUGCUGGACAUUCUCUUCAGAUUUUACUUUUCUCCAAUGGAGGGAAGUUUAUGAAAAAGACCUUGAUUGGUGAAGCCUGUAUCUGGCUUGACAAAGUGGACCUCAGGAAAAGAAUAGUCAACUGGCAUAAACUUUUGGUCAGUCCCACUCAAACGCAUUGAAGAAACGUGUCUGCUCAGGGUAUAGAAACUACUUUAAAUAGUCUCACAUCAAGUUUACAUUUUGAUCCUAUUGUACUAAGCUAUGUUUUCAGGAGCAAACAUGAUAGGAGAAAUGACUCAAAAACAUAACUUAAUGCCUUUUAAAUAUAUUAUUGUAAUAUAUUUAAUAACAGAAAAAGACCCAAAUGAAAGAGUCCAUAUGUUAAAGACAAAAAAAAAACUUAAAAAAAAAACUUAAAAAAAAAAAAAGCACUUAGAGACCUUGAAUUUCUCUAUGGUUAUCAAGAGAAACAAAGAAAAUUUGAUUAUUUAAUGCCAAAAUUUUGAGCAGAGUUGAGCUAUAGCUAAAGACAAAAGCUCAAAGAUUUCUGUAGUUUCCAAUACAGCACAAAGGCAAUCUUUUAUGUAAAGAAAUCUUGGUUGAAAGGAAAGAAUUGGUUUAAGAAAUUUGUUUUUAAAAGUAAAAAAAAAAAACUUUCUUCCUCAUCUUAUAUUCUCCAACAACUUACUGUUUUGAGAUUCUGGCAUAAGAUAUAUUUAACGAUAUGUGUCCAGGACUGAAAGGGAAGUGGCUGUUUUUGAAGGAAAUAAAAUGGAACAGGAGAUGCAGAAAUGAUGGCUUUGGACUGAAUCAUACAGACUUUCUUACGUGAGUAUGUCAUCAGGAUGUACAGCACCAGUUUUGGAAUCUAUGUGGUAAAAGCACAUUUGUUUCAGCAUAAUUUGAAGUAAUAUAGAGCGAAGAAAAUAAUACAAGGUAGAAAUGAAAUUUUAUUUAUCUAGAAUUAAAACCAGGGCUGGCUAACAAGAAAGAAAGUUGUUCCACAAUAUAUUGAUAACUUGGUUGAAAACAAAAACAUCUCUCUAAUUUUCCAUUAAGUCUAGGAAUUUUCAAUGUAAGUAACUGAGGAUCUAGAAUAAAGUGGUAUGUUUUAGGAAGCAUGUAACUUGUUCUUUGUGGAAUCACAAAUAAAUGUAUUAUUCUGCAUAUUUUCUUUCUCUUGAGUGAUGUAUUGGCAGAGAGAAAUUUCCUUCACUGACAAAAAGAAUUAUAUUA
Messenger RNA from Tupaia belangeri chinensis (Chinese tree shrew), 16713 nucleotides. RefSeq names its product piccolo presynaptic cytomatrix protein (gene PCLO). Gene Ontology annotation, molecular function: metal ion binding; structural constituent of presynaptic active zone; protein binding. Lineage: Eukaryota; Metazoa; Chordata; Mammalia; Scandentia; Tupaiidae. Gene Ontology annotation, biological process: presynaptic active zone assembly; protein localization to synapse. The transcript has 30 exons. The coding region runs from base 99 to 15656 and encodes 5185 amino acids. Gene Ontology annotation, cellular component: GABA-ergic synapse; cytoskeleton of presynaptic active zone; glutamatergic synapse. The record is from RefSeq and is a predicted model, not a curated record.